UCGGAUUCAGUCGGAUUUUAAUGGCGGCCGAUCCGGAGUCCGCGGCUCGUGUUAUUGUCGAGUGACGGAAGGGACGGCGCGCGUCGCGAGUGCUUGACCACCAUCUCGGGGAGAUCGGGCGAGAGGGCUCACCGAGGCAAGUUCGACGCGGCCCGACCGCGCGGCCGCCCCGCAGCUCCGCGACCGGGCGCGAGGCCCGAGGACGGCACGCCACCCGCGCACGACCCACGAUGGUGCACCCUCGCGAUGUGCCCUAGUCCGUGCCCGCGAGCGCGAAACGCAUCGCGGAUCGCGUCGCGGCUACUGCUUCCGACCCUGUCCCCGGCCUCUAAGCCCUGGCGCUCCUAGGAGCAAGGAGCACGAGGCAGUGAGCAUCAUGUUGGUGCUUAGGAGCAUGCUGACUUGGUAGUGCCGCAACGAUAGGGGCCAACUACCAGUAGCAAACCAGCUUCACGUCCAUACCACUCGACCCGACUGUCCCAGAUCCACAUGUGCUCGAACAUACAAGAGACCACCCGCACCAUGAGGCUCCUUGGAUCUGUCAAUCUUCCUGCUGCUCCAUUCGUAACGCCUCCACCACCUGCGUCAAUGCUAUUUUGCAGUCCGAUAUCGCUCUCAUCCAUGUACCUUGUCGUGUGGCUUCUGGUUGCACUGGCAUCUGCAUCCUUGGAUGUCCCUGUCAGUACGGUUCCUUCCAUAGAGGAAAAUCGAUCCCCUCACAUCGUGGCGCAGUUCCCUUCGACUGACCCUAACCGAUAUGGGCUCUUUCCAACCGAGGCCAAUGCCACGAAGGAAGGUGCUCUUCGCUUGAAUCAUCUCACCAUAGAUCCCAAUACUGGACGCCUCUAUACCGGAGCUGUCAAUAGACUGUUGCAAAUGGAUUCCAAUUUGAAACUCGAGGAGUAUGUUUCCACCGGGCCAAGAUUAGAUAAUCCACAAUGCUAUGCGACUGGGUGUCCUUCGAGGGAUACCACGACGUCGUGGAUGGACAACGUGAAUAAGCUGCUACUAGCCGACCUGGAAGCGCAGACCUUGAUAGCGUGCGGGUCUCUUCUUCAGGGUGCUUGCGAGAAAUACAAAAUGUCAAACAUAUCCAUCAAACCGGAGUUCGUGCCUCGUAGCGUGGCAGCUAAUGACGAGACCUCCUCCACGUAUGCCUUCAUCGGUCCAGAACGAUAUAACCCUUGGAGGAAGACAAGCAUCCUCUAUGUUGGUACCACGUUCACCAAUAACGGCGAGUACCGCCACGAUGUUCCUGCCAUUUCCAGCCGGAACCUUGCUACGUUAGACUUUGCAGAAUUCACCUUCUAUAGGCAGUCGAUCUUAUACAUAGACGUGAAGUAUCGGGACCACUUCCUGGUGAAAUAUGUGUACGGGUUUAACGCAAGUGAAUACGCGUACUUUGUGCUAGUUCAGAAGCAGUCUUACCUUCCGGAGCAAGAGGAGCUGGGUUAUAUCUCCAGGUUUGCCCGCAGCUGCAUAAGCGACUCCAACUACGACAGUUACACCGAAGUGACGCUGCAGUGCAGUGUUGACGUUGGAGAUGGCAAGCAACAAGUCUAUAACUUAGUGCAGGAUGCCAAACUCGCCGUGGCUGGUAGCGAUCUGGCCAUGCAGUUGGGCAUCGCUGUCGGAGACCUUGUCUUCGUCUCUGUCUUCUCACCUAGCAAGGGUAUCACCAACGAACCCUUGCCUCGUUCGGCCCUCUGCGUCUACAGCUUGCAAGAGAUCGAGACCAAGUUCAACGAGAACAUCCACAUGUGCUUUAAUGGUAGCAUCAAGUAUCGGAACAUGGGUUACGUCAGUGGUCCCAUUCAAGAUGGAAAAUGCCCGUCCGCAGGAGAGUCUUCGUUACAGACGACGGGAAACAUUAUGCACUUCUGCGAGGUCGGCUUAAAGAUCUCGGGGGUCUCUCCGAUCAUCGGACAGGCAGUUCUUCAUUUUCCCAACGAUUUCGUGACGUCGGUCGCCGUGGCGAACACCGAGAGCCACACGGUCGCCUUUCUCGGGACCAACGACGGUGUCCUGAAGAAAGUCUUGCUAUCCGGCACCGAGGCGUCCAUUUAUGAGAGCAUCGUCAUUGAUAAGGGCCAAAAGCUGCUGCCAGACACCGUCAUCGCUCCAGGUGGAGACUACAUUUACGUCCUCUCUACGUCGAAAGUCUCUAAGGUCAGGGUCGAGCACUGUAGCAGUUAUACCAACUGCAGCAGUUGCCUCGAUGCCAGAGACCCUUAUUGCGGAUGGUGUUCCCUGGAAAAGAGAUGCACCGUUCGAGGCGCUUGUCAGAAGGCAAGUCAGAGCAGUCCCAGAUGGUUAUCGCUGGGCACGGGCCAGCAAUGCAUCGACUUCGAGCAGGUAUUGCCCGAUCGGAUCCCCAUCAACCAGAUGACGACUGUCCAGUUAACGAUCAGGACCCUGCCGGAGUUGCCGGCUGGGGCGAAUUAUAAGUGCGUCUUCGGAAACGCCGAUCCCAUCGACGCGUUGAUGACGGGAUUCGGCCUGUCUUGCCCGACACCUCCGGUCGCCGGCAGACCCAGCAUCCCCGACGAAUCCGACCAUGUCCUGGUGCCUCUGUCGGUACGCUCGAGCGAGACGAACAAGGACUUCGUCUCGCGGAAUUUCGCCUACUUCGAUUGUUCGAGGCACUCGGUUUGCCUCGACUGUGUCAAGUCGCAAUGGGCUUGCAGUUGGUGCGUCUACGACAACCGAUGCACUCACAACACCAGCGGCUGCCAAGGCAACGUCAUUUCCGGGGAAAACAGCCAAACGAGCCUGGCGGCACACGGAAUCCAGUACUGUCCGCGAUUCGCACCCCGGGAGGAACCCUUGAUGCUGCCAAAUAAUGUACCGAAGGAGAUAGUCCUCCAGGUGGAGAACCUGCCGCAACCGCAGAUCGGUCACACGGGGUUCCAGUGCAUCGUGACGAUCGAGGGAGCGAAUCUACGGGUGCAGGCCCGAGUGGACAGCAGCCGGUUCAUCGUCUGUGACAAGACAAUCUACUCUUACGAGGAAGCGACCGGGGAGUACGAGGCGGCGGUGACCGUCGUCUGGAACACGAACCACCACGUGGACCAGACGACGGUCGUCCUGUACAAGUGCGAGGUCCUUGGCUCUCACAGGGAGCACGCGGAUUGCUCUCUGUGCCUGACGAGGGAUCCGCGCUACGAAUGUACCUGGUGCGGGACCAGCUGCGUCUACCGUCAUUCGUGCAUGUACUCGCCAUUCGCAGUCUGCCCGAAACCCAGGAUAGACAUGAUUAAACCGCUGAGUGGACCUAUCGAGGGCGGCACCCUGGUCACAAUCGAGGGCAGUAAUUUGGGUUUGCGUAAAAGCGACGUCGAGGGAAAGAUACACAUCGGUAACACUCCGUGUACCCUGGUCGACUAUGAGGUCUCGGUGAGGAUAGUGUGCCGAACGGGCCGGCACGAGGCGACCGACACCGCCUCCGUGGUUGUUGGUAAUAACGCCGGCGACACCGAGAGCGCGGUGCUCUUCAACUACAAGGAUAUCCGAUUGACCGGGGUGCAUCCAUCGAUGGGACCCCAAAGUGGCGGCACCCAGUUGGCCAUCUCCGGGACCUACCUCAACAUCGGGAGCACGAUUGCAGCGUACCUCGACGAGCUGCCCUGUCGGGUGAACGCCACUCAGGCGAGCAGUACCAGACUGACCUGUGUCACCAGCAAAUCCGGCAGGGUUCGGCAGGUCCACACGUUAACCCUGAGCAUCGACGGGGCAAAUCGUACUCUGUACGGGAAUCCUUACAAUUACACCCUGGACCCUACCAUCAUGGAGAUCAAACCCCUCAGGAGCUUCGCUUCGGGCGGUCGGAUGAUCACGGUGCAUGGGACCAACUUGGACACCAUUCAAAAACCGGAGAUGGAGGUGUACUUCGAGGACGAGGUCGAGCCUGUUAAUCGCACCGUCUGUGUCGUCCUGAACCCCACGCAGAUGGAGUGUCCCAGUCCCAGUGUUUCCGGUAGGUUUCGUUCCCUGAGAAGGAUCGAGCGCUCGACGUCCGAGUCGACGACUUCUGACGCGAGUUUCUCGGAUCUGGGCGACGGGGACGACAAUCCUGGGCGAUCGCCGCCCGGCAUCCAGGUCCUUAAGAACGGAGGCAAAGAGUCGCAGCUCUCCCUGAAGAUAGCCUUCCUCAUGGACGACGUCGAGAGCGUCAGAGACCUGGAGAAACAUUUCCAGAAUCUAAGGAAUCGGCUGCUUUAUGUGGAGGACCCGAAGUUUUUCCCUUUUCCGAGGAAUGUCAAGUUGUACAAGGGCGACACUCUGGUGAUCGAAGGUGAGCAUCUGACUUAUGCCAGUGACGAGUCCGACGUGAACGUCACCGUGGGUACCAUGCCUUGCAACGUGACGUCCCUCGCCCUGACCCAACUGGUGUGUACACCUCCGGAUCAACAACCGGCUGAUACCGACGAACUUGGCGUCAAGACCGAGCACGGCCUACCCCUGGUGGUCGUCAGAGUCGGCCGGACUUUGCGCUUCCCCAUCGGUUAUCUGCACUACGACGUGGCCAAGUCGUACCCAAUUCCUCCGGAGGCCAUUGCCGGCAUCGCCGCGGGCACGUUUAGUCUCGUCUUUCUCUUCGUCCUGGUGCUGGUGGUCUACCGGAGAAAGAGCACGCAGGCCGAAAGGGAGUACAAGAGGAUUCAAAUUCAAAUGGACACGUUAGAGAGCAACGUCCGAAUGGAGUGCAAGCAGGCCUUUGCCGAGUUGCAGACCGACAUGACCGACCUGACCGCCGAUCUCGAGUCCUCCGGCAUACCGACCCUAGAUCAUAAGAACUACAUCAUGAAAGUCUUCUUCCCAGGCGUAAUCGACCACCCGAUACUGAACGAUCCUCGGGCCAGAAACAACGUGUCCAGGACUAACUACGACGCCGCGAUGGUGCAGUUCGAGCAACUCAUCAACAACAAGUGCUUCCUGCUGACCUUUGUCGAGACCCUGGAGGCUCAGAAGGAUUUCAAUAUCCGGGAUAAGGUGAACGUCGCCUCGCUGCUCAUGAUCGUGCUCAUGAGCAAGAUGGAAUACGCGACCGACGUGUUGAUGAGCCUGCUACUGCGGCUAAUCGACAAAGCGGUCAACACGAAGCACCCCCAGCUCAUGCUCAGGAGGACCGAGUCGGUCGUCGAGAAGAUGCUGACCAACUGGAUGGCUCUGUGCAUGUACAACUACCUCAAGGACUACGCGGGCUCUUCGCUCUUCCUCCUCUUCAAGGCGAUUAAACAUCAGAUCGAGAAGGGCCCGGUCGAUGUGGUCACGCACGACGCCAGGUACUCUCUCUCCGAGGAGCGACUCCUCCGAGAGCAGAUCGAGCACAGCGUGGUGACCCUGCACGUCGUCCAGGACGAUCUCGACGAGAAGAUCCAGUGCAAGGUCCUCGACUGCGACACCAUCAGUCAGGUCAAGUCGAAGAUUCUGGACGCCUUGUACAAGAACACGCCGUUCUCGUUGAGGCCCUCUAUCCACGAGGUCGACCUCGAGUGGCGUCACGGCCGGGGCGGCCACCUUUCCCUUCAGGACGAGGACCUGACCACCAAGUGCAGCGGCGGUUGGCGAAAAAUCAACACGCUCGCCCACUACGGAGUCAAGGAGUCCGCAGUGAUGUCCUUGAUACCCAGACAAAACGACGGGUUCGCCGUCAACUGUAAACCACCGUGCCACGCGUGCAAGACCUCGAGUCACCAUCGACACGGGUCGAAUCACUGCUCGGCGACCCACCUGCAUCAGAACCAGCAGCCGCACUAUCAUCAUUACCACCACCACCACGUCCACCAUCACCACCACCUGGCCAACGCGGCCGGGAACGCUCAAAUAGGGCCCGCGAUAGUCUACUCGCACACCCCGGUCGGAGGAGGUGGUAUCUAUUACGAGUCGCAACAUUCGCCUCCACCACCUCCGGUGAUCACGGCCAAUGGAGACGUCGAAGCUGGCCACGGGGGCCACAACCGGCGCCUCUACCACCUGGUCAGGCCUCUCGAGGAAAGCCAUUAUGCCUCCACCGGGGGCGGCGGCCUGGGUCUCAUCGGCGGCAAACACCAUCACCGCCACCAUCAUCCGGAGCGCACUCACAAGGCCAUUCCGGAGAUCUUCCUGACCCGACUUCUCUCGACCAAAGGCACCGUCCAGAAGUUCGUCGACGAUUUCCUCAACACGAUACUCACCGCGAACGAGGCUCUGCCCAGCGCCAUCAAGUGGCUCUUCGACCUCCUCGACGAGGCCGCCAGGCGGCACGGCAUCGUCGACCCCGAAGUCGCCCACGCCUGGAAGUCGAACAGCCUUCCCCUGAGGUUCUGGGUCAACUUCAUAAAGAAUCCGGACUUCAUGUUCGACAUCAACAAGUCGACGACGGUCGACUCGAGCCUCUCGGUCAUUGCGCAGACCUUCAUGGACUCCUGCUCGACCACCGAGCACAGGCUCGGGAAGGACUCGCCCUCGAACAAGCUCCUUUUCGCCAAGGACAUACCCCAUUAUAGGGAGAAGGUCGGUAGGUUCUACACGGACGUGCAGAGACUCCCACAAAUCUCCGACCAGGAGAUGGCGGCCGCCAUGCAGCUGCUGAGUGCGGCCCAUGUCAACGAGUUCGACGUCAUCGCCGCGCUCAAGGAGCUCUACAUCUACGUCAGCAAGUAUUACGAACAGAUACUAGACGCCCUCGAAACGGACGCGGGCUGCCGCAAACUACACCUGGCGCACAGGCUGGAGAACGUGGCGUGCACGAUGGAGGGCGAGGAGACGAACGCCUGCUGACACGACUCAGGGAGCACCGCGAGCCCACCCUACCCCGAAGACGUCGAGGCCCUCAAGGACGCUGACUAGUGCCUCCAGUCCUCGCGCACCGUCCGCGUCCGUGCUCGCCUCUACGGUUAGGCCCCUGCCGCCCCCUUGUCGGCGAAGCUUUUCGGACGGGCGCGCACCCUGCGUGGAAACCGGAUGCGCGAGGUACCUUACCGAGCGAGGAGGCCCCCGGUUCCGUCCGAGCCCUCGUCGGCGCGCGACGACGUCUCGCAGAGCAGGAAUUUGACUCUAUUAGAACCGAUCGUCCCGGGCGUCGCGUCGAACGCGACUGUCAAGAGUCAGGAGAGAAUUAUUAGGCUCGGGGUCGAGGUGUUCCCCGAACGGUGUUGCUUAAUCUCUGCGCGAGACGGUGGCGCUGACGCGAAUCCCGGUGGCCCGCAGAGAUACGUGCUACAUGCAUUUAUUGUAUAUUUUGUGGAAUCUAGACUUUGAUUUUCCGUCCGAGAUUGGGGUCGUGGUGUAGCGCGUCGACGGCGUCGAAGAAAAACCCCGAGCGACUGUUUCGUGGUUUCUUAAUCAAUUUGGAAGAGGGGACAAAACUACGUAAAGUUCACUACGUAUUCAUGUUUCUGAUGGAUCUUCCAAUUUGAGAUUUCUUAAAAUCAAAUAUGGGCAUUUCGGGUUACAUGAAAUCGAUUCCGGUCUCGUUCAACGUGCUUCGGUCCGUACCCGAAUUUAUUGACUGAUUUUUACAUUCGUGUUAAGAUUUGAUUCCGUUUUUCUUUUUCUUUUUUAACCAGGAUCAUUUAGUUUCGUUUAUUUGACACCGUCAAUUAACGUCGAUUGGCUGGACCGUUGAUCUUUCUCGACGUAAUGUAUUUUAUCUUUACCGAUGUACUUUGGUAUUUCGGAAACACCUUACCCGGGAUUUUCUGAACUCACCACGACCGCUCUUUUUUAGUUGCAUCAAAGUCGCAAUCGAGCCCUGUGUAUCGCCCGAGUGAAAUCGCGGCGACCCAGUGAACUUUAGGGACUCAAGGAGAGGGAUAUUACCUAAUGUAUAUGAAAUGUCUAUCGAAAGUACUGUACGAAACGCCAAUUGUCUGGGUAACACCCAAACGGGGACGUCGUCGCGCGUUCUACGAAAUGUCGGUGUGCGUGGAUUCGAACUAAUACGCUGGAUUACGGAAGAAAAAUGUUAAUUAUGGGCGAAAGGACGAGGCGGUCACCGAAAACUGUACCUUCGAGCGGACCUUGUUUCGUUGCAGCGGUGCGUUCUAAAGUUUUCCAUGUUUUAUAUAUUUUUUUUGUUAUUUUUCUUUUACGCGAUUUCGCCGCGAAUCCAAUACGGUCGGACACGAAUCGAUCGUUCGGGGAAAAUUUCAUCGCUCGAAGAUGGGAACUCCUUGGAACGAGUAAAAUUCCCCUGGGCGACAGCUCCGUUCAUUUAGGUGCAGCGAAAUUAUUAGCUUUACAGGCCGAACCUUAUGUACGAACGCGUACGUCAACGAGUAGUUCGCGAUUUUAGCUCGAGUGGCUAUAUCUAUUGUAUAAUUAACUAGAAUAUAAUUUUAACAAUGGUAACGGCGAUGGCAGUGCCAGAGACCGGGUAAAAGUGCGGUCACUCUUUUGCGGCUACUAAAAGCGCACCUAAUUGGGUCGUUCCCACCGUGGCGUGGUCGUUGUUACCGUUGCUACUGUUAUAUAUUAUUAUAUCGUGACACGUAAAUAUAUACGCGGUGUACAGGUAACGAUCGCAGAGUGUACAUAUACGGAUUACAUGCGCGACGUGUCCCGUACCCUGUAUACAAGCCUGUAUAUGCGAGCGAGAGAUGCGAGCCCUGUUAAAAGGCGGAGUAAGAAGUAACAUUUAAAGUCUAAGGCAACCGAAGUAACGUUAUAUAUAUAUAAAAAAAAAAGUUAAAGGGAAUUUUAAGAGAUAUAACACGGCGGCGUCGACUGCCUCAGGCCUAGAUACGUACGAGGUGUACGGAAGAUUUUUCUAACGCUCGAUUAUUUUCCUUCGUUUUUUAUAUUCCCUUUUUUUACGUAUCCAGUAUUCUGUACGACCCCGCAUAUGAUAAUGUAUACGCGUUAUUAUGUUGUGCAUUGAUAUAUUAUUGUCGCGAGACGCCGUCGUUUGUCACCGUCGUCGAGGUUUUGAUUUUUUUUUCCCCCUUUUCUACAACGAUUGUCGUAAAUCGGUAAUUAUUAAGGACGCGAACGAAUGGCCAGUGACUUUUCUUCGGAGUUGCGGCCUUUUCGUCCGCUUUGAUACGAAGUUAUUAAAAUAGUACGGGAACGUAAUUCAGGGUCCGUAGAAAAAAAAUCUAGGAUCGCUUCAUCUCGAACGUGGUUACCAGGAUCAAAUGAGAACUUCACGAAAGAACGUAUCUCGACUAGCCGAUGUCGCGAUCGAUAGACUUUGACACACGGGAUUGAUAAUUGUACAUAUAUUUUUGACUGGUCGAUCUCACGACGGUGACAACUUUUGUCGAGGGUCUCUCGCAACGGGCAUCGUUAAGUAAUACUCGAAAGACGAGGCAUUCCGUCUAGAAUGAAAACGGGAACGACUGCGACUGGGUGAUAACGUGAUAAGAAGGAAAGAAAGGGGAUAAAAAAGAAGUUCGUCGAACGCACAGUGAUAGGCGCGGCCUCGUGCCGUCCAUUUAAACGGAGCUCCGCGAUCGAGUAUCUCAUUGCCAGGAAUGCAUUUAUAUUUAUAGGCCGAUCGCGUCGAUCGCGUCGAUUACAUCGAAGGUGAGAACCUAUCCUGCCACGAGGAGCGACCUCCUCGCGCUGCGCCGCCCGAAAUUCGGCACGAUCGCUCCGAUAUAUCCUUUCCGACCUUUUAUCCAUUUCGAGUUGAGCCGGGAUCUUUUCUAGCUAAGCGAUGGGCUUCGACCGUUUCGAUACUAUAUUAUCAUGUAUUUGUAAAGUCCCGAGGGUGCGACGGGCCCUCGUCUCUGCGUACGCUUAAAUCCAGCAUAUACUGCCAAGGCUUUUCGUGGCGCUUCUGUGGAUAAUCGAUCGAGCGCGAAUCCGUCGUAAGAAAUCGCUAAGUUAUG
This is a messenger RNA of Orussus abietinus, 9818 nucleotides long. It is a transcript of the gene PlexB, whose product is annotated as plexin-B. The transcript has 7 exons. Lineage: Eukaryota; Metazoa; Arthropoda; Insecta; Hymenoptera; Orussidae. Gene Ontology annotation, biological process: motor neuron axon guidance; positive regulation of axonogenesis; negative regulation of cell adhesion. The record is from RefSeq and is a predicted model, not a curated record. Gene Ontology annotation, molecular function: semaphorin receptor activity; protein binding. Gene Ontology annotation, cellular component: semaphorin receptor complex. The coding region runs from base 490 to 6762 and encodes 2090 amino acids.